Molecule: messenger RNA, 718 nt
Organism: Phalaenopsis equestris
Lineage: Eukaryota; Viridiplantae; Streptophyta; Magnoliopsida; Asparagales; Orchidaceae
Product: 60S ribosomal protein L19-3-like
Biological process (GO): translation
Cellular component (GO): ribosome; cytosolic large ribosomal subunit
Molecular function (GO): structural constituent of ribosome; RNA binding
Source: RefSeq, a predicted model, not a curated record
GGCAAAACAUUAGAAAGCUGGUUAAAGAUGGUUUUAUCAUAAAGAAACCUAUGAAGAUUCACUCUCGAUCCCGUGCAAGACGCAUGGCGGAAGCAAAAAGGAAGGGGCGCCACUCUGGAUAUGGUAAGCGCAAGGGUACUCGAGAAGCUAGGCUCCCCACAAAGGUUUUGUGGAUGAGAAGGAUGAGGGUUUUGAGGCGUUUGCUUAGGAAGUAUCGUGAUGCCAAGAAAAUUGACAAGCACAUGUACCAUGAUAUGUACAUGAAGGUAAAAGGUAAUGUAUUUAAAAACAAGAGAGUCUUGAUGGAGAGUAUUCACAAAUCUAAGGCCGAAAAGGCAAGAGAAAAGACUUUAUCGGACCAAUUUGAGGCUAAGAGGGCAAAGAGCAAAGCAAGCAGGGAGAGGAAGAUUGCUAGAAGGGAGGAAAGACUUGCUCAGGGCCCUGGAGAGAAAGCAAAAGCACCUGCUGCAGCAGCACCACCACCCCAACCCGCAGAGUCUGCUCCCAAAAGGACUAAGAAGUAAAGGACAGCCAUUAACUCCAAAAGUAAGCUGAAUUCUGAAGAGACUAUGAAAAUCAGAUGGAACAUCGUUGUUUAAGUGUUAAAACAAACUUUUUGAGUGUUGUCUUGUUUUUGUGCUAACUUUUUGAAAUAAACUCGAGAGCGUGUUUGCAUGUUUAUAUUGUGCUGUUGAAUUUUAACUUUUCAGUUCCCAUA